AUGGAUGAAAUGUCUUAUUGCUCUUUUUCUGGAGGAGAAGUUUAUAAAAGUCACUUCCAGCCUGGGAUAUAUGUGUGUUCUGAAUGCGGACAUGAGUUAUUUUCCAGCACUUCAAAGUUCGAGCACUCAUCCCCGUGGCCUGCCUUCUCAGAGACAAUCCACGAGGACAGUGUCUCUAAGCACCCUGAGGCAUGGGGGCCCCUAAAGGUUUGCUGUGGGAAAUGUGGCAACGGACUGGGCCAUGACUCACUGACAUUUAUUCCUAAAGAAAAUGUAAGUGAGAAGAAGACUGAGCUUUAA
This is a messenger RNA of Menidia menidia (Atlantic silverside), 300 nucleotides long. Lineage: Eukaryota; Metazoa; Chordata; Actinopteri; Atheriniformes; Atherinopsidae. The record is from the annotation of a GenBank genome assembly.